GAAUGAACAUUGGGCUUCCGUGAAGUCUCCAGUGAAAGUCCACGUCCCGUUUGUAUUUUAUUGGUGAAAAUUAGGACAACAUGGUGAGGACGAAGGCAGACAGUGUCCCCGGAACUUACAGAAAAGCUGUGGCUGCAUCUGCACCCAGGAAGUCAUUGGGUGCCUCGAGUUCUGCUAAUGCAUUAAGCAGCUCUCAAGCAGGCACACCUGCGAAGAGUAAAUUUGCUGGUGGUAAUCCUGUGUGCCCUCGGCCCACCCCAAUUUGGCAGAAGGGAAUUGGAGAUUUCUUUGGUGGGCCCAGCAGGAAGCCUGACAAAGAGAACCACCUCCCCCAAUCAGAUGAUGAAGAGGCCGGAGUCAGUGGAGUGUCCAAGUCAUCCAGGAAAUCCAGACCACUGCCUGCUGAAGAUGAGGGUGAAUGAGCUUAGCCAAUGGUGCCCCACUUGAAAGCCAUUGGCUCUAAUACUUGAAUGGGCUGGGUAUAUCUGUGUAUAUAAUUAUUGAUUAAUUCAUGUUUUUGUACAGAUGUUUAAUAAACUUUUUUAUUAAGCUUGAUCCCAU
Messenger RNA from Salmo salar (Atlantic salmon), 561 nucleotides. RefSeq names its product PCNA-associated factor (gene paf). Gene Ontology annotation, cellular component: nucleus. Gene Ontology annotation, molecular function: chromatin binding. NCBI's taxonomy places the organism in Eukaryota, Metazoa, Chordata, Actinopteri, Salmoniformes, Salmonidae. The record is from RefSeq and is marked provisional. Gene Ontology annotation, biological process: regulation of cell cycle; translesion synthesis.